Messenger RNA from Fonsecaea erecta, 3180 nucleotides. RefSeq lists its product as hypothetical. The record is from RefSeq and is a predicted model, not a curated record. Lineage: Eukaryota; Fungi; Ascomycota; Eurotiomycetes; Chaetothyriales; Herpotrichiellaceae. The transcript has a single exon. Gene Ontology annotation, cellular component: cytoplasm; nucleus. Gene Ontology annotation, molecular function: ATP binding; protein serine/threonine kinase activity; protein binding. Gene Ontology annotation, biological process: meiotic recombination checkpoint signaling; protein phosphorylation. Bases 1 to 3180 code for a protein of 1059 amino acids.
AUGGUCUCUCAACCCACCCAGACUGCAACGCAACCGAUUGAAGAUCCCCGCCAUCUCAGGAGAAAUGUCUCCAAUAUCUCGAACGAGGAUGCUGUAGACGUGAUAUGUUUACUGAGUCCAACUUCCCCAGCUGCCUUUGAGGCAGUAAAAGCGAACCUGUUGGUUUCGCCCAUGCACAUCUUGCAGAAUGCCGACCUUGAGGAUAUCAGUCAAGACGACCUGCUUUUCCGCGAAGAGUACAAUCAGCCGCGAGAUAUAGCGCUGCGGAUGUCCUCUCCUGUCACGAAUCCGAAGGAUGGUUUUCGAUUUGGUCGUACUCGGAGUCAAUGUGACGUGCUGCUCACCGCAUACGACCAUGACACUUUGGUGAGCAAGGUACAUUUCAAGAUCUUUGUGAACAAUCAAGGGAGCCUCAUGUUGGAAGACUUGUCUACCAACGGAACCGUUGUUGACGAUGUCCACCUCCGAACGAGAGCUCGCCGAGACCAUCCUGCCUUGAAACCGGCUACUAUAGUCCUCAGGCAUGGCUCUAUCAUUUCCCUCUACGGUGGUGGCAAAAAGCAAGAGGUCAAGAUGAUGGUACGCAUACCGAGCCGUGGUGAUUUUGAAGAUGAAUAUGAAGACAAUCUACGAAAGUAUCUGGCGGCAAGAGGCGACGUGGCUCAAUUCGCUUCCAUGCGGGAGAGCACAUAUGGUAAUUACUGGAACGGAGGCUCCUUAUACAACUUUACGGGCCUGCUUGGGAAAGGUGCAUUUGCAACAGUCUACAAGGUCCAGACGAAGGAAGAAGGCGACAUCUACGCUGCGAAGGAGCUUGACAAGCGGCGUUUUAUCAAAAACGGUGUCCUCGACAUGAAGUUUGACAGCGAACUCAACAUUAUGAAAAACCUCAAGCACCCUAAUAUAGUCAACUACGUCGACUGUCACACUUAUCAACACUGGAUUUAUAUCCUGAUGGAGUACGUCCCUUACGGCGAGCUCGCCAAAGAACUGGGCAGACGCUCGGCUAUUCCCGAGUCCGACGUUCAACAGAUUGCAAAACAAAUAUUGCACGCUCUCUAUUAUCUCCAUCGACGAAAUAUCACCCAUCGUGACAUCAAGCCGGACAAUAUCCUCAUAGCAUCACGAAAUCCUCUGGUCGUUAAGUUGUCCGACUUUGGCUUGUCAAAAUGUGUGACCGACCAGGAGACCUUCCUCAAAACGUUCUGUGGGACGCUUCUUUAUUGUGCGCCUGAGGUCUAUCCCGACUACGCAAACUAUGCUCAAGGGUCAGCCCCGAAGAGGCGUCGGUUAGGGGACCCCGCGACAAAACCACCGCCCUCGCCCUACGAUCAGUCCGUCGAUAUGUGGUCCUUUGGCGCCGUCAUCUUCCAUCUCCUUUGUGGCAAGCCUCCGGUUACCGGACGGGGUGACGAUCGUGGCGCACAAAUGCUGAAUAAUAUCAUGACCAAGGAUGUCAACUUUGACACGCUGAGACAGGCAGGAGUAUCAGAGGCGGCCAUUGAUUUCGUCGGGAAACUUCUGAACCGCAACCCUACUCUACGACCAAAAGAGCCAGAGUGCUUGCGGCAUCCGUGGCUACGUGAUUUACCUGAUCAUUGCAACUAUGAUGACAUCGAGGAGCCGGUUGAAAACCCACCAAAUUACCUUGAUGUCGUUGAUGAAGUUGACGAAGAUAUCAUCGACGGAGAGUUGAUUGCUACAUUGAACCAACUGACGCAACCACCCUCCUCAGAACGUACUCCAGAUCGCCCUACGAAGCGCGCUCGCACUACGACGGAUAUAUCACCCACAGCACGAAACAUCUCAUAUCCUCACCUCCCAGAACCUGGUGAGAGUUUCCUGCCAAUACCUGUCGCUCCAGAACCACCUGCAGAGCGUCUCUUUGGAGAGAUUUCCGCGUCGGUACUCCGUAGUUCAGGCGUAUUUGGCGACGAGCUCAGCCCGCCUAUCCCGUUGGGAGUACAAGAUAUUCGGAACCGUGUGGAACAAAUCAGCGUGAAUGAUUUUGGAGAUCGCAAUCCUUCGAGUACCGCAGAAAACGCCGACAAUUCUGGCCAACCACUUCAGUAUCCUCAAGUACUGGGCGUGCCAGACAUUUCAGGUGGUUCGGCUGCAAGCCUUAUGGGGGCUGAACAUCAAAUAGGGCAGCUCAAUAUGGGUUCGCCCGAAGCAGAGAACUCGGACGCCGCGACCCCAGAAACAAUUAAUCCCGUGACUCCUGAGACACGUCAACUAUCACCAUCGGCUUCGGUGACUCCUCAUGCAGAUAAUGAAACCGCCGAUGCCGCUCAAAUGGUCGAAGAGCCUGUCUGUACUCGUCGUAUCGAUCUUGGCCUCGUGGAGGACCCCGUUAACUUCGAGGCGGAAAUCGAGGCAAGAAAUGCAUCAAGGGCUAGCAGGCUACGAGCAAAAGCGGAGACUUUUCAUGGACAUCUCACUUCCAGAAACUCCCCUCCAGCAGCUGAACUUGCCGUCACAAUUGAUGCGAAGACUGGUCUUGAGAUCAAAAGUAUGGGGCAGCUGGAACGUUUCCCUCGUCCCGCGCCAGAGCCGGAAACUACUACCAGGACGAGUUCUCAGACCAUGCAAUUCAUUAAACCCCCUCGACGAUAUGGCAAGUUCACCAGCCUACCAGGAUCCUUUGCGAACGUUGUCAUCAAUCUCGAAGCCAGAUUCACUGUGUGGGGACGGGGCAUUGAUUGCACCGUCCAUUAUCCUGACACCAAAGACACGCGAAUUCCCAAAUACGCUCUCAAAGUCACAUUCUGGGCACCUGGUAUGGAGGCUCACGUCGACCGCGGAAACGACUGGACUGCUCUUCCUGGGAUAAGAACCCUGAUCGCUACCUCUGCAAGCGGUUGCGUCUCCGUCAACGAUGUCGAGCUGCGGAAGGAGUCGCCCUCUGGAGAUGCAGCCUUGUUCGGCAAGCUAUAUACAGGGGACAUCAUUACCAUUUUCGACAAUGGGAAGGGCGAGUUUUUGAAGUUCAAGGUGGAAAUUACAUUUGGCGACAGCGCAAGACCGCGGCCUGCUGAUGAAAGCGGGUUCAUCGUUCAAGAGGAGCGACACCAUCACCAACGGAUGAAGGAGCGCGAGAGCAUGAGACUCAGUAUGAGAGACAAUGCUGGCGAGGUGCCCAUCGCGCCGACCGUGCGUGUUGAGCCAGUUGGUGAAUGA